This is a messenger RNA of Rhinichthys klamathensis goyatoka, 913 nucleotides long. Its product is annotated as sex-determining region Y protein-like. Bases 17 to 913 code for a protein of 298 amino acids. The record is from RefSeq and is a predicted model, not a curated record. Gene Ontology annotation, molecular function: sequence-specific double-stranded DNA binding; DNA-binding transcription factor activity, RNA polymerase II-specific. Gene Ontology annotation, biological process: regulation of transcription by RNA polymerase II. Gene Ontology annotation, cellular component: nucleus. The transcript has 4 exons. Lineage: Eukaryota; Metazoa; Chordata; Actinopteri; Cypriniformes; Leuciscidae.
UCAAGAUUCACCGGAGAUGGGAGAUCACGCACUUUCUUCGUUAAACAUUUCGCAGUUUUUUUCACUUAAAGACAUGCAUCAGUCAUUUAAUUGUAAUUUGUCCAGUGAGGUGCCUUUCCCAGAAACAAACUAUCAGCCAAUCAGCGUGGCGCCUUUUCCUACAGAAACCCAUCAGCUAAUCGCCGUGCCACCUUUUCAGGUGGUAAACAAUCAGCGAAUCAGCCAUUCGUAUUUUCCGAUGGUAAACCAUCAGCCAAUUCUCGUGGCACCUUUUCCAAUGCUAUACCAUCAGCCAAUCAGCGAGGAGCCUGUAAACCGUGAGCCAAUCAACGAGGCUUCUGUGCAAGACUAUCUCCAAGGAGGACUGAACUUUACUCAAGCGACUUCAGGAGCAGAAAGUAAGGUGGAAAGAUCUCAGAACAAAAAAGUGUCUAUCAAAAGACCCAUGAAUGCCUUCAUAUUAUGGUCAAAGAUUCACCGACCCACCUUGUCUAAGGCCAACCCUAUGGCCAGACACUGCGACAUCAGUGUCCAGUUGGGGUUAGAAUGGAACAAACUGUCUGAAGAGCAGAAGGAGCCAUACUAUGUGGAAGCACAUAAAAUCAAGGCAGAACACAUGCGGAAGUACCCAGAUUGGGUCUAUCAGCCAAAGAAGCGUUCCGUCCCCAGAGGGCCAACGGCCAUCCCUGCGGCGACCCAAAUCUCCUCACUCUCCACUCUGACAUGGGCACGGAGAUCCAACCCUUACCCAUCAGUCAGAGACAUCAGAGGGCAGAGCUGUCUAAUUCUUCCAGCCAACAUAAACCGAGGCAUGGAGAUGCAACAAGGUGUCACCAACAGUCUUCACUCCGCUCCUCACUGUAUCCUCUCUGCAAACCUCCACAUGACUGGACCGCAGUUCUACCCAGAGUGA